AAUUCUACAUACUUUUGUGCAUUUUUUUGUUGCUGUCAAUUAAAUCAAAUUAAAGAGACAGGUUUGUGAUAGUUUAAAUGUGCAUAACCAAUGUGGCAUUGAAACAAAAUGGCUGAAGUGGAUUCUAACGUAACGGAAACAGAGGUUAAUGGCAUAUCUGAGACAUAUCUGGAUGUCCAAUCAACCAAUCAAAAUAAGAAUGAGGUGAAUAUAAAUAAAAUGGUAGGAAAAAGUGAAUCUGAAAUAGAAGAAAUAGAAGAAAACGUUAUGAUUGAAACAUCGACAUCCUUAUUAGAAACAUUUACAAAUUUCGUAACUGUACCGUUUGCUCAGCUAUUAAAACAAAAGACAAAUGCAACGAGAGAAAUUUCAGAUUCGACAGAAGAGACAAAGGUCGUAAAUGGGAUAUCGGAUUCGACAGAAGAGGCAAAUGCAAUGAAUGGCAUAUCGGAUUCGGCAAAUGGGUUAGAAGCCAUAAACUGCAUAUCAGAUUCAACAGAAGAGGCAAAUGGCAUAAAUGGCAAAUCGGAAUCGACAGAAGAGGAAAAUGCUAUACCUGUUAUAACGGAUUCGACAAACGAGGCUAAGGACAUGAAUGGGACAUUGGAUUCGACAGAGGAAAAUGCUAUAACUGUUAUAACGGAUUCGACAAACGAGGCUAAGGACUUGAAUGGGACAUUAGAUUCGACAGAAGAGGAAAAUGCUAUAACUGUUAUAACGGAUUCGACAAACGAGGCUAAUGACAUGAAUGGGACAUUAGAUUCGACAGAAGAGGAAAAUGCUAUAACUGUUAUAACGGAUUCGACAAACGAGGCUAAGGACAUGAAUGGGACAUUAGAUUCGACAGAAGAGGAAAAUGCUAUAACUGUUAUAACGGAUUCGACAAACGAGGCUAAUGACAUGAAUGGGACAUUGGAUUCGACAGAGGAAAAUGCUAUAACUGUUAUAACGGAUUCGACAAACGAGGCUAAGGACUUGAAUGGGACAUUAGAUUCGACAGAAGAGGAAAAUGCUAUAACUGUUAUAACGGAUUCGACAAACGAGGCUAAGGACAUGAAUGGGACAUUAGAUUCGACAGAAGAGGAAAAUGCUAUAACUGUUAUAACGGAUUCGACAAACGAGGCUAAUGACAUGAAUGGGACAUUGGAUUCGACAGAAGAGGAAAAUACUAUCAAUAGUGAAUCAGAUUCGAAAAACGAGGCAAAUGACAUUAAUGGGACAUUGGAUUCGACAGUAGGGACCGUGUCCAUUAACGGAACAUCGGCUCCUAAGUUAGAAGAUGAGAGAAGUGCAGAAAAUGAUACAUCGGCUAUGUUUUCAAAAAAAAAGUUAACCGCCGUCAAUGAAACAUUGCCUUCAUUGAUAAAAGAAAAAUCUCCUACCGUUACUAAUUCGUCGGAUUAUCAAAUAAAAGAAGAGGCAACUAUUGAAAUUAAAACAUUAAAUUCGUUAAUAAAUGAAGACACAACUACCAGUGUAAAUGAAACAUCGUCACCAUUACUAGAAAAGGCAAAUAUCGUCGCUGAUACAUCCUCUCCGUUAUUCGAAAAAGAUGCAAGUGCAAAAACUGAAACACCGGUUCCGAUGAUAUGCGAAGAACAAAAUGGCAUCUCUCAUACAUCUGGAUCAUUAUCGGAAGAAGAGGAAACUAUGACUGAGACUUCGGCUCCGCUAUCAAAAGAUGAGACAAAUGCAGUAAAUAAAGCACCAUCUCAAUAA
Molecule: messenger RNA, 1719 nt
Organism: Mytilus trossulus (common blue mussel)
Lineage: Eukaryota; Metazoa; Mollusca; Bivalvia; Mytilida; Mytilidae
Product: dentin sialophosphoprotein-like
Exons: 3
Coding region: 109-1719 (536 amino acids)
Source: RefSeq, a predicted model, not a curated record